This is a messenger RNA of Cyprinus carpio (common carp), 1846 nucleotides long. Its product is annotated as arf-GAP with dual PH domain-containing protein 1. Gene Ontology annotation, molecular function: phosphatidylinositol bisphosphate binding; GTPase activator activity. Gene Ontology annotation, biological process: positive regulation of GTPase activity. The record is from RefSeq and is a predicted model, not a curated record. The transcript has 11 exons. Gene Ontology annotation, cellular component: intracellular membrane-bounded organelle; plasma membrane. NCBI's taxonomy places the organism in Eukaryota, Metazoa, Chordata, Actinopteri, Cypriniformes, Cyprinidae.
CUCUGUUUCUCCAGUCUGUGUGUGUUCAGAAUAAUGAGGGAGGCGAUAAGACGCUGAUACAUUCUCUAGAGUGAAAGGAAAGGAUCUCUCUCUCUCUCUCUCUCUCUCUCUCUCUCUCUCCACCGCUAGUAAGAACCCUGAGCGCAAACACAAAGAGGAAGAGAAAGACUAUAUAUAUUUUUUACCCAUUUCUAUCCCAUCGCUGAGUGGACAUAUAACCCCGGGCUUCACAGCUAGACGCGCCUGCGGUCGUUUGGUGCUUAUCUGAAGGUUUUCAGCGCUGCUCCAUUCAUCAACCUGCUCGCCACAGAGAAGAGAAGCCCAGCGGACACUACCGACCCGUUCCUGCGGCGAGUCAUGGCGAGAGAUGCCGAGCGGAACAGCUGCCUCCUGCGCGAUCUACGGCAGCGAGCCGGUAACGAGCUGGCGGACUGCGGCGCUGCAGAGCCGGAUUGGGUGUCUGUGACGCUGGGUGUGUUCGUGUGUCAGGGAUGCUCGCUCAUCCACAGAAGCAUUGAAAGCCUCAGCCAGGUGAAGUCUGUGCUGCAGGACACAUUUGAAGAUAAAGAAGUCGAGUUUAUCACGUCUAUGGGGAAUGAAGCAGCAAAGGCCAAGUACGAGCAGCUAGCUCCUCCGUUUUAUCACCGGCCGUCCCACACAGACUGCAGGUAGGACUCAAACACCUCGAUACUAUACAGCAUUUGGUUGAUAGGAGAGUAUUAUGGGAAGGAGUUUAUACACAUCGAGAAACAAGAGCCUUAUUCAGCAGGCUACAGAGAGGGUUUUCUGUGGAAACGCGGUCGAGACAACGGACAGUUCCUCAGUCGCAAGUUCAUUCUGUCUGAACGAGAAGGAGCGCUGAAGUACUUCAACAAGCAGGACGCAAAAGAACCAAAGGCCAUAAUGAGGAUUCAAACCCUAAAUGCUACUUUCCAGCCGGCUAAAAUAGGAAACCCCUGCGGCCUGCAGAUCACCUAUCUGAGAGACAACAGCACCAGGAACAUCUUUGUGUACCACGAGGACAGUAAGGAAAUGGUGGACUGGUUCACUGCGAUCCGGGCGGCACGGUUUAAUUACCAGAAGGUGGCAUUUCCUGGAGCUAAUGAUGAAGACCUGGUACCCAGACUGACGAGGAACUUCAUGAAGGAGGGUUUCAUGGAGAAAACAGGCCCAAGGCACACAGAGGGCUUCAAGAAAAGAUGGUUUACUAUGGAUGAUAGGAGACUAAUGUACUUUAAAGAUCCCUUGGUGAGUAAAAGUCGUGGCGAGGUGUUCAUCGGCAGUAAGGAGAACAGGUACACUGUGGUCGCUGGACUUCCGCCCUCGAUCCAGGGAUACCACUGGAAGUACGGGAUCACCAUUGAAACCCCGGACAGGAAGUUCCUGUUUGCUUGCGAAACUGAAGCAGAGCAGAAGGACUGGAUCGCUGCCUUUCAGAGAGUCGUCAACCGACCCAUGAUGCCGCAGGAGUACGCAGUUGAGGCUCAUUUCAAGCACAAGCCUUGAUGCUGGCUGUAAACCUGCCUGCGUGUGUGUGAGUGUGUGUGUGUGUGUGUGUGUGUGUGUGUGCUGCAGGCAGGACGGACUGGACAAUGAACAGCUUUUCUGUCCAAUGAAGCGCUCUGGACCGAGCGGAUACAAGAAACGGACGCUGGACUGUGUGUGCCGACACUGAGGCUUACUUAUCAUGAAUGUGUAACCAAAGGGUGCCGUCAGCCGAGUUACUGUACACAUAUGGCAUGUGAAUGUUGUUCAUUGCUCUUAAACCAUAACAUUUAAUCUGUAAAUCACAAGGUGAGCAAGUACUAAACACCGCAGUGCGUUUUUUGACUGAUGUUAUUUAUUG